This is a messenger RNA of Monopterus albus (swamp eel), 2496 nucleotides long. It is a transcript of the gene bahd1, whose product is annotated as bromo adjacent homology domain containing 1. Bases 340 to 2496 code for a protein of 718 amino acids. Gene Ontology annotation, molecular function: chromatin binding; transcription cis-regulatory region binding. Gene Ontology annotation, cellular component: chromatin silencing complex. Gene Ontology annotation, biological process: negative regulation of DNA-templated transcription; heterochromatin formation. The transcript is spliced from 7 exons. Lineage: Eukaryota; Metazoa; Chordata; Actinopteri; Synbranchiformes; Synbranchidae. The record is from RefSeq and is a predicted model, not a curated record.
CCUCCAGCGUGCCACUUCGGAAGUAGGUCAACGCUCGCCGAUUUGUUCACCAUGUCUCCGGCUGCUGUGGGCUCUUUGGUCCGCGGAUCGCUCCCCGGGUCGACAGUCCGACCGGGUGGAAACUGAGACACAAGCACGGACGGGAUUAUUUUUGUUUCAAUUUUUUUUUUUUAAGUGGAGGGAUUUAAAAUUUUCGACGGGGACACACAAGAGAGUGUAUGUACCCAUCUGAUGGUCCCUGAUGAUGCUCACUAAAGGCCCUCUCUGAGCAGAAACCCACCAGCGCAGGACCUUGUGGAUGAAGUGGCUGUGGUGCAUCUGCUCCCGAACGCUGAGACCAUGGUGAAAGCUCAGCGGAGCCAGCCCAUAAAAUGUGGGAAGCCCUGGAGGGAGAAGGGAGGCAAGGAAAAACGAGGUGGUGUGAAAAAAGGGAAAAAGAGAAAGAAUGAGCUGAGAGGAAAGAAGAAGAAGAAAGACAAAAACUCCCACCAAUGUAGGAAGAAGACACUGGCAGUGAGUGAUGGAGAUGCACUGGACUGUUGUGUCCUGCUCACCCGUCUGGAGGAGAAAGGAGUUCUGGGUAAAAAAAGGAAUGCACCAAAAGCUUGGAAACAAAAGAGUGUGAAAGUUAAAAAGAAGCUGCGCUGCAGCUCUACUCAAAGAAGGACCAAAUCUGGAUUAAAGAAAACUUUUACAGCCCAUCAGCAAGCACUGGAACCAAAAAUCAACCAAUCUGACGCCUUACUCAUGUGUACCACACCUGUCUUUGAGGCACGGAGGCGAAGAAUGGCCUCUCUUAACGCUGAGGCUGUCAACAGCUUGCUGCUCUACAGAAAUGAUUCUCUCACAUCAAAUCUCACAAAGAAACAACAGCCUUCCAGCAAAUAUCCAGCUAAAGAUAGUCUUACUGAAACUGAACAUAGAGAUCAUAAAGUCAAAAAGGUUCCUUCCGGAGGAAAAGCAGCUAUAAAAUACAGACCUAAAAAACAGAAGCGGGCAGCAACAGAGGCUCAGAACAUCGACUGGUUGAGCCUGUUUGCACCGACGCCGAGGCGUCAGGCAGGCCUCACUGCUGCAGCACUGCUCAAACUGACCAGCGAUACGUAUGGAACCAAACGGCAUAAGAAGACAGAGUGCAAGCCGGCAAGUGGAAGUGAAGCAGCAGCUAAAUCUCAGGACGAGGUUAAUGGUAAAGCUGUGUGUGGAGGAGCAACACAGACCAAAAGAACAAUGCAUUCUAAAUAUGAGGAGGAACUAAAUCACAGAAAACAGGGUACAGAGGAUCAAGUCCAUUCCCAGCUGGGCUCUACCAUCCUGGGUUGUUGUAGUUUAUGUAAGGCAGAGGCUUUGGAUCACAAGUGGGAAGACACCACAGGGGGGCGGGAGAGUGCGAAACAUGCACUCCAGCAUGGCUCUACACUGGGCUUCCCCUCAAAAACAAUCAAAGAGGAGCAGGUGGAGGCCGAGGUAUCUUCCUGCUACUGCUGCUCCCAGGAGAGGUGUGUCGAGUACUGUCACAGAAUGGCCCUCUUCCUGGAGGACAAGACCUUCAAGGAACCAGAGGACGGCUCGCUGUCCGACGUGCUCCACCACCACCACCACCACCAUCAUCAUCAUCAUCAUCACCACCAUCUUCAGUCCCCGCACUCUGUAGCCCACCCAGCAGCCAUAGCCAUCAGCCCACACACUUACACCUGUUUCCCUGGCUACUAUGUCCACUUCAGCCGCCCAGACACCUCCCCCUCACCCAUAUCACCCCUUGCUUUAUGCCCAAGAAGUGGCAAGAGACCCAAGGUUUUCCCCAGCGCAGGCCCGCAGCCCUCAGGGAUUACCCAUCCAAUGUACUGCUGCACCUCAGUGGAGCCAUGCUAUGGAGAGUCCUGCAGGAUCAAUGGCUACUCCGCUUAUACCAGUGUGAUUCCAGCCAUCCCCAGAGGAGGGAGCUCUUUCAACCCAACAGACUGCACCAAAUGUGCGCAGGGCAUCAAAAGAGAUGACUACCCAUCAGUCCUCAAUGACCAUCACAGCCCCUCCUCCAUCCCCAUCUGCCCCAGCCCCAGAAUCCUCACUGGCUGCCCCAUUCCCACUGUGCCUCCAGCUGGCCAAUCAGUGCCCCACGUUCAGACGCCGCUGUCUGACCCCAGCCCACCACAGCCUCUGCUGCAGGUGGCAAAGGAGUGUCCUCAGAGUGCCAAGCCACCCAGUGGGUCGAGGGCUGGCACACCUUUGAUGGGAGAGGAGGCUCUAGUGCUGAGGAAGUGUUUUGAGGGAAUCCAAAGGGACGGGGAGCUGAUUCGGGUGAGAGACAAUGUUCUGCUAAAAUCUGGACCUAGAAAAAAGUGUCUGCCUUAUGUGGCCAAGAUCUCAUCUCUGUGGGAAGAGCCAGAGUCAGGAGAGCUGAUGAUGAGUUUGUUUUGGUACUACCGUCCAGAACACACCCAGGGCGGACACAACCCCAGCAUACAUUGCGAGAUGUCUACAGUAAAAACUCCAUAG